UUCAAUCAUCCAAACAUAAACACUGAACACAUAACCAGGCAGAGGCAGGGAGGGAGAUUUUGUUUUACACAGGGAGAGAGAGUUUUUGCUAUUUAUGUAAAGCUAAUGUUUCCUGAUUUUCUCUUGUUUCUGAUUUUUCAAUUCUUAAACUAUUAGAUUCUCUUUUUGUAUCUUCUUUCUGGGUUCUCUCCUACUCCCCUUCUCUCUCUCUCAAUUGAAAUCAAUUGGGGGCAGGCACAGAAAAGCAUAUUAGGGUUUAUCAAUUGCAGAUCAAAGCCCAGAAAGCUCAGAUUUUCUAGGGUUUUCUCUCACCUUUUUCAGAUCUCUCUUGUUAAUGUAAGUUUGUUUCCUCUUCUGUUUCUGUUACCCUUCAAUUCAAAAUCAGAAAGUGUAUGAAAAUUUCAAAUUUGUCUUCUGAAUUGUGACUUGGUGAUAUGGAGCGCUACAUGCAUAGACUCGUUUGUGUUUCUUUUGAUGAGUUUUUUCUGUAACGUUGUUUUCUUUUUCAAUGUGCAAUUUGAACUGGGGUUCUAUCGAUCAGCUAUGAAAAUGCCUUCGUUUUGAGGUGUUUAAACGUGGAGACCUUGAUUUAUUGUUGAGAUAAAUUAGGAUUAGGGCUUUGGGUUAGGGUUAGGACUUCUCUUAGUAGAUAUGAUUAAACAGAUAUUGGGCAAGCUACCUCGAAAACCCUCAAAAUCGUCGAAUAAUGACUCGAACAAUGACGGUGGGGUCAAUGCCUUUUCGUCUCUGAAUUCUUCCCAUGGACCGAAUUCCAUAAACACCUCAAAGUCGUCAUCGAUUUCUUCAAAGUCCAAUUCGGGUUUAGGCGCUUCACGCAUGAACAAUGGGACCAUUGCCCCACAGAACAAAUCUAAUCAAGGGAAAAAAUCCGCCACCGUUGCAGGCCAAGUGGGUCCCAUGUUGGCUUCUGGGGUUUAUGAGUCAUUGCCUAACUUCAGGGAUGUUCCUAGUUCGGAGAGGCAGAGUCUCUUUAUUAGAAAGUUGAACAUGUGCUGUGUUGUGUUUGAUUUUAGUGAUCCCUCUAAAAAUCUUAAGGAGAAGGACAUUAAAAGGCAGACUUUGUUAGAGCUUGUUGAUUAUAUUUCUUCUGUGACAUCAAAGUUCAAUGAGGUGACAAUGCAAGAAAUUACAAAGAUGGUGGCAGCUAAUUUGUUUAGAUCGCUUCCGUCUUCAAAUCAUGAUAACAAGAUUCUAGAAACGUAUGACCCAGAAGAAGAAGAACCGACCAUGGAGCCAGCGUGGCCUCAUCUUCAAAUUGUGUACGAGUUUCUUCUCAGAUUUGUGGCUUCAACAGAGACCGAUGCCAAGCUUGCAAAGAGGUACAUUGACCAUUCAUUUGUGUUGAAAUUGCUAGAUUUGUUUGAUUCUGAGGACCAAAGGGAGAGAGAGUAUUUGAAGACAAUACUACAUCGCAUUUAUGGGAAGUUUAUGGUGCAUCGGCCAUUUAUUAGGAAAGCUAUAAACAAUAUCUUCUACCGUUUCAUAUUUGAGACCGAGAGGCAUAAUGGGAUUGCUGAAUUACUUGAGAUAUUGGGCAGCAUAAUUAACGGGUUUGCUUUGCCAUUGAAGGAAGAGCACAAGCUCUUCCUUGUACGAGCCUUGAUUCCUCUUCACAAGCCCAAGUGUGUACCGAUGUACCAUCAACAACUUUCGUAUUGUAUCACUCAGUUUGUGGAAAAAGAUUUCAAGCUUGCUGAUACUGUUAUUCGAGGUCUUCUAAAAUAUUGGCCCAUAACCAAUAGUUCCAAGGAGGUUAUGUUCCUUGGUGAGUUGGAGGAAGUGUUAGAAGCUACUCAGCCAGCAGAGUUUCAGCGUUGCAUGAUCCCCUUGUUCCGUCAAAUUGGCCGCUGUCUCAACAGCUCACAUUUUCAGGUGGCUGAACGUGCAUUGUUUUUGUGGAACAAUGAUCACAUAAGGAAUUUGAUCACACAAAACCGUAAUGUGAUACUGCCUGUAAUCUUCCCUGCUUUGGAGAGAAACACUAGGGGUCACUGGAACCAAGCUGUUCAGAGUCUAACACUGAAUGUGAGGAAGAUAUUCUCUGAUGCUGAUCAAGAACUUUUUGAUGAGUGUUUGGUUAAAUUCCAAGAAGAUGAAGUGAAGGAGAGAGAAACACAGGAGAGGAGAGAAUCAACAUGGAAAAGAUUGGAGGAUGUGGCAGCAUCUAAGGCCAUAAGCAAUGAGGCUGUGCUUGUCUCAAGAUUUGCCUCCUCUGUGGCAAUUACAACUGUUACAAGUCUACACAGUACUGCUGGUAGUUGAUAGCCGCAGUGUGGAACUGUUGGAGUUUACCCUUGUUUGUAGUUGAAUGAUACAGGAGGGGACCUCAUUGGCAUGAUAGGGAAGAAUUUGUUUGGCUUCUCCGUGUUUGUCAUAUUAUCUCAUCAACAGGACAAGUGCAGGCAGGGUUUUGAGGGGAUCGGUUUUUCCUAUUUUUUGGGUUGUGGGCUCAUUCUGUUUCAUUUGAUAUUCUGCCAUUAAAGUGUAACCGUGUGUAUUAUAAGGGAUUUGAUUUAUAGAGGCAGUGCUUCUGAUUUCCUACCUGGUUAUUUCCUGUAAUGAUGCAAAGAAGAUUUUUCCUUCUGUGUUUCA
Molecule: messenger RNA, 2613 nt
Organism: Hevea brasiliensis (rubber tree)
Lineage: Eukaryota; Viridiplantae; Streptophyta; Magnoliopsida; Malpighiales; Euphorbiaceae
Product: serine/threonine protein phosphatase 2A 59 kDa regulatory subunit B' gamma isoform
Exons: 2
Coding region: 652-2283 (543 amino acids)
Biological process (GO): signal transduction
Cellular component (GO): protein phosphatase type 2A complex
Molecular function (GO): protein phosphatase regulator activity
Source: RefSeq, a predicted model, not a curated record